Molecule: messenger RNA, 1077 nt
Organism: Saccharomycodes ludwigii
Lineage: Eukaryota; Fungi; Ascomycota; Saccharomycetes; Saccharomycodales; Saccharomycodaceae
Gene: CAB2
Product: phosphopantothenate--cysteine ligase CAB2
Exons: 1
Coding region: 1-1077 (358 amino acids)
Biological process (GO): coenzyme A biosynthetic process
Cellular component (GO): cytoplasm; nucleus
Molecular function (GO): phosphopantothenate--cysteine ligase activity
Source: RefSeq, a predicted model, not a curated record
AUGCACAAUCCUAAUAUUCAUACCUCUAUCAUUGAUCUUGAACAUGCAAUUAGUCAUACUUCCGACGAUAAUACAAUAACAGCCAAUUAUAUCGAUGAAGAGUUUUACUUCCAAUCAAACCCUAAACCUUCUUAUUUAAAUCAAUUAAUUGAUACUACAAAAAAGUUUCUUUCAGCCACAGAAAAUGAAAAUAACAAAAAGCGUGUUGUAUUGGUUACUUCUGGUGGUACUACUGUUCCAUUGGAAAAUAAUACUGUGAGAUUUAUUGACAAUUUUAGUGCCGGUACAAGAGGUGCUUCAAGUGCAGAACAAUUUUUGUUUCAGGGGUACCGUGUCAUUUUUUUACAUAGGGAAUUUUCAUUAACUCCAUUUAACAGGUUUUUCACGCAUUCCACAGAAACCACCUUUCUAGAUUAUUUUACUCAGGGUGGAACUUCAAUUAAUCCUCAAUUUCAAAAAAAAAUUAUUGAACAGAAAAAACUAUAUGAUACAUAUAAAGACAAUUUAUUAAUGCUACCUUUUACGACGGUCAACCAAUAUUUAUGGUCGUUAAAGGCACUGGCUACAUUAUUAAAUAAUAAAUUUUGUCUAUUUUAUUUAGCAGCAGCUGUCAGUGAUUUCUAUGUUCCCUUUAAUAGAUUACCCAAACAUAAAAUUCAAUCACAGGUAGAGAAUAACUAUAACAAUAGUUUGAACAAUAACAGCGCAAUUAAUAAUGAUGGAAAGUUAAUCUUGGAUUUAGAUCCUGUACCUAAAUUUUUAAGAAGAUUGGUGGAAAGUUGGGCUAGUCAAGCUAUGAUAGUGUCAUUCAAAUUGGAAACUGACAGUUCUAUUUUAAUUAAAAAGGCGGUGCAAGCUUUGAAAAAAUACAAUCAUCAGUUAGUUAUUGGAAAUAUGCUACAAACCAGAAAUAAGGAAGUUGUAUUUGUAAGUGAGAAUAGCAACAGCAACAACAAUGACAACGAUAUCAACGUGGAAUGGAUUAGAAUAAAUGAUAGCAAUAAAGAAGUUAUAGAAGCUUUAAUCAUUCCAGCAGUUAUUGAACAUCAUACUCAAUGGAUUGCAUUGCAAAAUUAG